AUGGAGUUUCCACGCUCUUGGUUAGAACUUUCUAAGAGACAGCACCAAGUCACAGAACAAUUAGCCAAUAUGUAUACCCAGUCCUCCUUAUACAAAGAAAUGAGAACUGAACUGGAUCCACUCUUGGGGGAACAGAAGGCCAGGAGGAGCUCAGCCUUGGAGGAGAUUACGUGUGUCACCCCAUUCUGGCAUCAGCUCUGGUGGAUUAUCUGUCGUUCAUUCAAAAACUUCCAGGGUUUUUCAUGGGUCACUGUGAUUCAGGCAAUUAUUGAAGUCAUAAUGGCUGUGAUUGUGGGUACUACUUUCCAUUACCUACAAGAUGACUGUACUGAAGUCCAGAGGAGAUCUGUCGUGUUAUACUUGCUCACAGGCUAUGAAUGUUUCAAAAGUGUGUCCGCCAGGGAGCUCUUCAUGAUCAACAGGGAUCUUUUUCUACAUGAACAUACCAGUGGAUACUACAGAGUGUCAUCAUAUUUGUUUGGGAAAUUGCUGGCUGAGCUGGUACCCAGGAGGUUAUUGCAAAGUAUUAUAUUCACUGUUAUAAUAUUCAGCAUAACAGGAAUAAGAAAAGAUGUGAAUGGUUUCUUCACUAUGAUAUUUACUGCCAUGAUGUUGACUUAUUCUACCAGUUCCCUGUCACUGUCAUUAGGAGCAGGGAAGAAUGCAGAAGCUGUCCCAACACACCUCAUAAUCAACUAUAUUUUGUUCAUGCUGUUUACCUCAGGUUUAUCACUAUAUCACAUAAACUUCAUGUACGACCUGUCAUGGAUUCAGUACUUCAGCAUUCCUCAUUAUGGAUUUUCAGCUUUGCAGCACAAUGAAUUCUUGGGACAAAACUUCUGUCCAGAACACAAGACAGCAGAAAUCAGUAGAUGUCAGGGCUAUGUAAUAUGUGCUACUGAAGCAUACUUGGCAAACCAAGGCAUUGAUAUCUCAUCAUGGGGCUUCUGGAAGAAUUAUGUGGCCUUGGGUUGUAUAAUGAUUAUCUUCUUAUCAAUGACCUAUGUGCAGUUGUUACAUCAUAAGAAAAAGAGAUGUUUUUAAAUCACUCUCCCACUUUCUUUGAAUUAAUCUGACAUUUGAAAAAAAAUAAAACUUUUCUGGCGGCCAUUGUCA
Molecule: messenger RNA, 1116 nt
Organism: Mesocricetus auratus (golden hamster)
Lineage: Eukaryota; Metazoa; Chordata; Mammalia; Rodentia; Cricetidae
Product: ATP-binding cassette sub-family G member 3
Exons: 9
Coding region: 1-1044 (347 amino acids)
Cellular component (GO): plasma membrane
Molecular function (GO): ABC-type transporter activity
Source: RefSeq, a predicted model, not a curated record